This is a messenger RNA of Malus domestica (apple), 1237 nucleotides long. RefSeq names its product glutathione S-transferase U17-like. The record is from RefSeq and is a predicted model, not a curated record. Gene Ontology annotation, biological process: glutathione metabolic process. Gene Ontology annotation, molecular function: glutathione transferase activity. Lineage: Eukaryota; Viridiplantae; Streptophyta; Magnoliopsida; Rosales; Rosaceae. Gene Ontology annotation, cellular component: cytoplasm.
UUCCUGGUUUGGAUGCACCCAACACGCACAUACACUAAACCCUGUAGAACUCAUCAGUGUUUGAAUUAGAUCACUUGUUGAGUGUUAAGCUAAUUAGUCGAGGAUUAAUUAUGGGCGAGAGCGACGUCAAAGUUCUGGGAAUGGCGCCGAGUCCGUUCGUGAUGAGGGCUCGCAUUGCCCUUAACCUCAAAUCCGUCGACUACGAGUUUCUUCAGGAGACAUUCGGAUCUAAAAGCGAGCUUCUUCUUCAGUCCAAUCCAGUCCACAAGAAAGUCCCAGUUCUCAUUCAUGGUGACAAACCAGUUUGUGAAUCUCUCAUCAUUGUUGAGUACAUUGACGAAGUUUGGGCAUCUGGUCCGUCUAUCCUCCCUUCUGACCCCUACGAUCGCGCUACUGCACGAUUUUGGGCUGCCUAUAUCAGCGAGAAGUGGUACCCAUCCAUGAAAGGCAUUGGUCUUGCACAAGGAGAGGAGGCAAAGAAGGCAGCAAUCGAGCAAGUGACAGAAGGGCUGGCGCUGCUGGAGGAAGCUUUUGAGAAAUCCAGCAAAGGCAACGUAUUUUUCGGUGGAGAUGAGAUCGGAUACUUGGACAUUGCGUUCGGGUGCUUCUUGGGGUGGCUCAGAGUAAACGAGAAGCUGCAUGGAAUCAAACUGCUUGACCAGACGAAAACGCCGGGGCUGGUAAAAUGGGCUGACAAGUUUUGUGCUCAUGCUGCUGUGAAGGAUGUUAUGCCUGAAACUGACAAGCUUGUUGAGAUUGCUAAGAUUCUUGCUGCCAAAGCAAGGGCUGCAGCCGCUCCUCCUCCGUCUAAUUAGGCGAGAAACUUUAGGGCUGGUUUGGUAUUGUUGUGAUUUGAAAAAAAACUAUUUCUGUUAUGCUGUGAGAAUAAUCUGUUUUUAAGUGUUUACCAAACAUCUUUUUGAGCUCAGCAUUUUUUUACGUCCACUUUUUAUAAAAGCACCUCAGUACCAAAUCAGUACUAAGAGGUCAUAGCGAGACAUGUUCACGAUAGUUUGACAAAACUUAUAGCCUGGCCUAUUUUUAUGUCUGUGAGUACUCACAAUGGAGGUUUUCUAAGUCUAGGUCGUAGGGAUUUGGUGGUCUAGACUCCGAACCAUAGAAUUUCUCCCCAAAAAAUGGUGUAUUCUUGUAGUCUAAUUUUCUUUCUCCAAUGCUAAGACUCUAGCUUAUAAUCAUCUUCUUCCAAGUUGUCAAUAACGAGAUAGCAUUUUCUUCA